AGCUGAUCUUGAAGUUUAACUAGGUUAUAAGUCCUCUACACGUAAUGUGCCCAUGACUUAUUAGGCAAACCUUUAAAGAGCAAAAGGGCACAAUUGUCAUUAACCAUCAAAAGGUAAUUAGGAUGACAGCUGCCUAAACUUUGGGUUGGCCAUUGUUAUUAGGACCUCCUUAUAAUUGUACACCUCACUUCUGUUUCAGGAGGCUAAUAGAAUGUUCGAAUCAACCAGAAAAGGUUAUAUGAUCAUUUUGUUUUGUACAGUUAUCGUUAUGGUGGUGUUUAGCUACAUCGUUCAGAUAAACUUCAGACAGCUUUCAGACCUUUACUUUCUCAAUGUAAAAAAUGAUCCGGCACCUGUUUGUGAACACGUUGGGUACAUACCAACAGAAUCCAAAACCAUCGACCAACAAAUAGCAGAGAUAAUGACUAUGAUCAACUGUACAAUUCCCCAAAAAAACACCAUGUUUUUUAAUGAAACCACCAGUGCGAUAAAUAGCACAGCAAUAAUAUUGAACGAUAAACCUAAUUAUUGUGUUGGAGACACCUUGAUUGUUCAGGUUGAGAUGUUCAAUUAUUUGGGGAGAAGAAAAACGUAUGGAGGAGACUUUAUACAAGCCCGGAUCUUUUCACCAAAGCUUGGAGCUGGAGCUUCUGGAAGAAUCGAGGACUUCAAAAAUGGAACUUACUAUAUUUAUUUUACAUUAUUUUGGAAAGGACAAGUACAAAUAUCUAUUCUCCUGAUGCAUCCCAGUGAAGGGGUAUCUCUUUUGUGGAAAGGGAGGAACAUGGGAUACAAUUAUAUCAGCUACACAGGAGAAUUCCUUAAUAAAAAUAAAAAAGUACAUACGGAAUGUGGCUUUUACUUGAAUUCCCAAAAUGAAAAAUGUAAAUAUGUGGACAGGAAAUAUAGAGAAGUUUUCUACUGUAUCAAGUUACCAGAAGUACCUUGUGAUGCUUUCAUAUCGUUAAAAAGCAAGAACACACCUUAUACAUAUCUCACCAACGCGAACAAGACUUUGUUUUCCAUGUCCAACAUUGGCAUAGAAAUUCCAAAACAAGUUGGAAGUAUUGACGUUUUAAAAUGCCCAAAAACCUCUAUGAAUGGGACUUCAAAAUGCCAAAUUGGGACCUCUCUUCCCUUCCCUAGUGGGUACUUCUUGAAGAAUCAAUGGUUCCCCUCAUAUUGCAAUCUUUCUUCCUUUGAGCCCUUGUUAAAUAUCAAUAAAUGUUUGGCUGGCAAAAUGAUAUAUUUAUUGGGCGAUUCAACAAUUCGCCAAUGGCUAAGAUUCUUCCAAAAAGUCAUGAAGAAUCUUAAAUCUUUUAACACCCACAAUCCUGGUGUUCAUAAGAGUUUUAUUGUAUUCAAUUUACAAAACAACAUCUACAUUCAGUCGAAGAAACAUGGACAUCCAUUUGUAACUUUGAGCUUCUACAGUGUCAAAGAUCAUGCCUACAUCGCCAAUGAACUUGACCGGCUUGCUGGUGGCUCCAACACAAUUGUUGUGUUAUCUGUAGGACAGCACUUCCGGCCCUUUCCUUUUCCCCUGUUCAUCAAAAGACUUCUUAACAUACGAAGGGCCAUAGAGAGCCUGUUUUUACGAAGUCCAGAUACAAAAGUCAUUAUAAAGUCUGAGAACACCAGGGAGAUUAAGCCUGAUGUGGAGCGAUUCAGUGACUUUCAUGGGUAUAUUCAGUACCUCUUAGUAAAGGACAUCUUCAGUGGACUUAAUGUUGGGAUGGUAGAUGCUUGGGACAUGACCACAGCAUUUGGCUCUAGAAAUGUCCAUCCAGGGGAGGAUAUUAUUAAGAAUCAGAUCAACUUAUUUUUGUCUUAUAUCUGUUAAAUAUUUUUUUAAAUAUAUGUUUACAUUUAUUGUACUUUUAAUAUGAAAUCAUUUUAUAUUAGCGUUAAACCCUUACAAACAAUAAAAUACCCAGUUAUAUUGUA
Molecule: messenger RNA, 1947 nt
Organism: Rana temporaria (common frog)
Lineage: Eukaryota; Metazoa; Chordata; Amphibia; Anura; Ranidae
Product: NXPE family member 2-like
Exons: 5
Coding region: 212-1843 (543 amino acids)
Source: RefSeq, a predicted model, not a curated record